This is a messenger RNA of Naegleria gruberi, 408 nucleotides long. RefSeq lists its product as uncharacterized. Lineage: Eukaryota; Heterolobosea; Eutetramitea; Acrasida; Naegleriidae. The transcript has a single exon. The record is from RefSeq and is a predicted model, not a curated record. The coding region runs from base 1 to 408 and encodes 135 amino acids.
AUGAAUGGUUUUUCAAGGGUUGAUACUCUUUCUCUUUAUGGAGAAUGCAAUUUUAUUGAAUCAUCAAAUCUUGGAUCAGCAGUUUAUUUACCAAGAUAUAUUGGAAAUGUAACUAAUCUCAAACUAUUUAUGAAAUCAUUCAAGAAUGAAUUGAUCAAUUGGUUUCAAACUCAUUAUAGUCAACUGAAAGCAUUGGAAAUUAACCUUUCUGAUAGUUCAAUUCCACAAUAUAUUCUAGAUGAAUUUUACAAAAUUCCAUUCAAUCUGGAAGAAUACAAAUUAACUGGAUUUCCCAAGACGCCAAAUAUUUCACCAAUGAAAAGUUUGAAAACCUUGAAAAUUGAAGUUGACCAUGAAACAGAUUUUCACAAUAUUAUGAGUAGUGAAGUUAAAUUUGAAAGAACUUGA